This is a messenger RNA of Mercenaria mercenaria, 1477 nucleotides long. RefSeq lists its product as uncharacterized. The record is from RefSeq and is a predicted model, not a curated record. The transcript is spliced from 2 exons. Lineage: Eukaryota; Metazoa; Mollusca; Bivalvia; Venerida; Veneridae. The coding region runs from base 374 to 1228 and encodes 284 amino acids.
AGGCGGCCAGAGACUGACGUACAGAUACUUUCCUUCAGGUGUACCUUAGAUAAUGAGGCGCGUAUCCAUGAGUAUCAGCAGGAACCUUCAAGCAAUCAAGCAAGCAGUAAUGUGAGCAUUGCCUGUAGUUAGUAUCUCUACUUCCUUGAAAAAUGUUAAAUGAUGGUGGAGCCCAGGGACUGUCGAAUGAAUACUUUCCUUCAGAUGUACUUCAAAUAAUGAGGCGCUUUUUCGUGAGUAUAAUCAGGAAACUUGUAGCAAGCAGUUAUGUCAGCAUUGGCUGUAGAUAGUAACUCUACUUCUUUGCAAACUGCAUUUCUAACGUUCGGAAUUUAAUGUGACAUUAAAGUGAAAUCGUACAUAGAAGGAAAACAUGGCAACUGUGUGUAAUAUAAUAUUAUGGACAGUAUUAUAUUUACUCAUAUCGUUAAGCCGACUUGUAAUUACAAUGGAUAAACAAAUGGAGGAACCAGUAUGUACAUCUAGAUUCGACUACGAAUAUAAGAUGUUACACAAAAUGGUUAUGCUGGAAAUAGAACAAAACAAAAUAAAGGAUUUGACUGAGGAAAUGAGUAAACAAACAAACACACUGAAAGAGGAGAGAAUUCAAUGGCGGGAAACAAUGGAACGAGCUGAAAGACGACUGAAAGAGAUAGAAGUUAAAAGUUCCUUCAGUGAAACAGGGAAUAGUUUUGUCCGCUGGGGAAGAACAGAAUGUCCCGGAAAUGGGACAGAAACGGUGUACAAGGGGUAUGCCGCAGGUGGACAUUAUAACAAACGAGGUGCCGCAAGCAAUUAUUUAUGUUUACCUGAGGAACCAGUGUGGGGUGUUUAUGAAGACACAGAGCAGACAGCUGGGACGGUCUAUGGAGUAGAAUACGAACUUCAUGGGAGAAACCUAGAUAAAUUCUUUGGAAAGGUUUUAAACAAUUAUGAUGUGCCUUGCUGUGUUUGUAGGGCAAAGCGACCAAGUAUUAUGAUGUUACCAGGUCGAAACAUCUGUUAUGACGGUUGGACACUGGAAUAUAGCGGAUAUCUCACCAGCGGACAUGAAUCUCAUCAUACAACCGAAUUUGUUUGCCUUGAUGUCGACCCAGAGAUUAUAACUGGAGGAGCAUCUGAUGCGAAUGGAAAGCUGUUCUAUUUUGUGGAGGCACGCUGUGGAUCAUUGCGAUGUCCACCUUACGUGAACGGACGUGAGCUUACAUGUGCUGUUUGCUCUAAAUAACUGUAUUGCGAUUUGCGAUUAUGUACGUUAUCUUUUUUAAUCGGUGAAAAUUACAUUUUACAUUACGGCAUUUUAAGUAAAGAUGUCUGAAUAUAAUAUUAUAACCUUUUUAUUUAUGCCAGUUUAAUUUUACGUCGUCAUAAGCUAAGUACCAAUUAAGACCUUGUGAAACAGUUCUAAUUGUUGAAAUAUAAACUUUAAGCCAUCUGCCAAAAUACUUUUACGAUAUAUUUCAGAUAAAAUGUGAGC